AUGGCAAAGAAGAAUUAUGGUGUGGGUCGUAGAGCAUGGAAGCUCUUGCACUUAGCAUUGUUAUGGGCACGAAAGGGCGGUGUAGUGUUCCUCUACGUUCGAGGCCUAAGUCGCAGAGCUGCUCGGCACGAUCAAAUCUAUUAUGGGGAGCGGCAGCUGUCCUUCGGCAAAACCCCCAUUUUCCAUGUCAAAAUGCACCGCCCUGCCGCUGCCGCCGCCAUGCCGUUCCACCUACCGAACAUCCCGUGCAUGAGUACCCCAAAAGCUGAUUUUGAUGAAGGGUGUGACAGUGGGCGGAGGAAGAGUUUUCUGAAGGGUAGAGAAGAAGAAGAAGAAGAAAAGGCCACGUAUGAGGAGGAUGAGAUUGAUUUGAGAGCGGAAGCGUUCAUUGUUAAGUUCUAUGAGCAAAUAAAGCUGCAGAGACAGAUUUCUUAUUUAGAGUAG
This is a messenger RNA of Alnus glutinosa, 444 nucleotides long. RefSeq lists its product as uncharacterized. The record is from RefSeq and is a predicted model, not a curated record. Lineage: Eukaryota; Viridiplantae; Streptophyta; Magnoliopsida; Fagales; Betulaceae. Bases 1 to 444 code for a protein of 147 amino acids. The transcript has a single exon.